Molecule: messenger RNA, 2991 nt
Organism: Bactrocera latifrons
Lineage: Eukaryota; Metazoa; Arthropoda; Insecta; Diptera; Tephritidae
Gene: NetA
Product: netrin-A
Exons: 7
Coding region: 483-2651 (722 amino acids)
Molecular function (GO): protein binding
Source: RefSeq, a predicted model, not a curated record
AGUAAAAUACAAAAAAAUAUUCAAUAAAAAUAUAUUUUAACAGUUUUUUGUAAAAAAGUGUUACGAAGAAAAUCUCUCCGGAAGCAAAAUUCUAAGCAGAGAAACUUCGAUUACGAAAACAAGCAAAUUUGAGUUAAAGUCACUUGAGCAGAAAACACGAUAAAAGCAUAAUUAAUCAGUGUAAAUCUCCAAAAAAAAAGCUAAAAACAACAAAUAAAUAUUCUCAGAGAGAUAAAAUUCGAAGCUUUCCUACAAACUCCAGUUAAGCCAGCAAUAAAGUACUAACAAAAAACACUCAAACAGUUGCUAACGUGCCCAAAUAACGGCAAUAAAUCUCAAAAUUAACGAACGAUUGAGUGAUCAAACUAAACUCGCACAAAAGCAUAAUUGAACGACGCAAGCAAGUGGACAAUUAGUCAAAACCCUACAACCUACAUAAUCCCCAUAUUCUCUCCCACCCUUGACUACCCACAGACAACAACAUGCGGCGUCUCAAUGCAUUAGCCACGUUACUCCCACUCCUUCUGCUACUAAGCACACUCAUCACUCUCUGCCGCGCCAUACCGAACGAUGCGUAUAUGAAAAUGAUGGCCGCCGAAACGCCCAACGAUCCUUGCUACGACGACGACAAGGCGCGCCGCUGUAUACCCGAUUUCGUAAAUGCCGCUUUCGGCGCGCCCGUGCAGGCGUCCAGCACAUGUGGACUCGAGCAACCGCAACGCUAUUGCGAACUGAGCGGUGCCGGCACACAAGCCAAUCUACAAGAUCUGUCCUGUCACAUUUGCGAUUACAGCAAUCCGGCGCGCCGUUUUCCCGAAUCCGCGCUAACUGAUUUGAAUAAUUCGAAUAAUGUGACGUGUUGGCGUUCGGCGCCUGUACCGGCGGUGACAAGCAUGAAUGCACCACCCGAUAAUGUAUCAUUGACGCUGUCACUGGGCAAAAAAUACGAACUGACCUAUGUGAGUCUGCAAUUGUGUCCGAAAUCGGUGAAACCCGAUUCGAUUGCGAUUUAUAAGAGUACGGAUUAUGGCAAGACAUGGCAACCCUUCCAAUUCUACAGUUCACAGUGUCGACGCGUUUACGGGCGUCCAAAUCGUGCCACAAUCACCAAACACACCGAACACGAAGCACGCUGCACCGAUUCACGCGGGCAAGUGGGCGAGGUGACUGGGCUGCAGGGUUCGCGCAUCGCUUUCAGCACAUUGGAAGGACGUCCGUCGGCACGUGAUUUGGAUUCGUCGCAAGUGCUGCAAGAUUGGGUCACCGCCACCGAUGUCAAAGUGGUCUUUCAUCGUCUGCAAAUGCCCGAACCGAAUACGUUGAAUGUUUUGGAGACCAACGGCGCAGAUAUCAAGCCGAAUGGCAAAUAUAGCGAAGCUGCAAGCAAUUCCGUGUUGAUACAACAAUAUGGUACGAAUGUGAUCGAGCCGGCAACCGAUGGUUUGGGCAUACCAGCUGCGGUCACCAUCUCGAACGCUGGGUCGGCGGCGCUCAACGGUGCCGGAGGUCUGGGCCAACAUUAUGCUGUGUCCGAUUUCCUCGUCGGUGGACGCUGCAAGUGCAACGGUCAUGCAUCGAAAUGCUCACCGGAUCGUUACGGUGUGCUCGCCUGCGAGUGCAAACACAAUACAACGGGUCGCGACUGCGAACGCUGCAAGCCAUUCCAUUUCGAUCGGCCGUGGGGUCGCGCAACGGCACGUGACGCCAAUGAAUGCAAAAUCUGCAAUUGCAACAACCACGCUCGACAAUGUCGCUUCAAUAUGGAACUAUUUAAGCUCUCCGGACGUAUCUCUGGCGGAGUUUGUGUAAAUUGUCGGCACUUUACCACUGGACGACACUGUCACUACUGCAAGGAAGGCUACUACCGUGAUCCAACUAAGAAACUGAAUCAUCAUCGUGUAUGCAAACCCUGUGAAUGCCAUCCGAUCGGGUCGUCGGGCAAAACUUGCAACAACACCUCCGGCCAAUGCCCCUGCAAGGACGGUGUGACCGGCCUUACCUGCAAUCGCUGCGCGCGUGGCUAUCAACAGAGCCGUUCACACAUUGCGCCAUGCAUCAAAAUUCCCGCACGCAAAGCGAAUAUGUUGGACACACAGAAUACCGCACCUGAACCAGAUCCACAUGAUACCAAUGCACCUUAUCGCACAGAAGGUGGGAGGGAAUGCGAAAGAUGCAAAAUAAGCACAAAAAGGUUAAACCUCAACAAAUUCUGCAAAAGAGACUACGCAAUAAUGGCGAAAGUGAUUGGCCGCGAAUCGAGUACCGAAGUAACGAGCAGCAGCGAACAAUACACCAAAGAAAAUCAACAAAUGGAUCACGACGACGAAACGGAGGCCAUGGAGGACAACGCACCCGAAACGGUCAAAUACGACAUACAAAUACAGGCGAUCUUCAAGCGUACCCCGCUCGAGUACGCAACAACGAAUACAAUCCUAAAACGGGGUCCUUUGACCUGGAUCAUACCAAUUAAGAAUCUAGAAUGUCGCUGUCCCAGAAUCAAAAUGAAUCGCUCCUAUCUGAUACUGGGCAGAGAUUCGGAAUCGCCACCGGGCUAUCUUGGCAUCGGUCCGCGUUCCAUUGUGAUCGAGUGGAAGGAUGAAUGGUAUAGACGUAUGAAACGCUUCCAGCGACGUGCGCGAACGUGUCAGUAAAGUGAAUUUGGAAAAAGCACAAAAAUUUUAAAAUUGAAAAACAUACACACUUCCACACAAACAUACAUACGUACAUACAUACAUGCGCAUAUUUUAAAUGUAUUUGUAUUUAUAAAAAAAAAUAAUGAUAAUUUCAAAUAGUUUUUAAGGCAAAACUACUUAAAUGCAUUCAAAGUCGAAUAAGCCGAUUAACACACACACAUACAAGCAUACACAUAUAUUUGUACAUACGUAUGUACAUAUGUGCAAGAAAUAUAUACGUAAUUGUAUGCAUCUGAGUGAAUUAAUUUUUAGCUGUGUAAAAAAAAAAUAUUUGUAUUGUAUCUAAAUUAUUCGAAAA